UCCACUUGCUGCAAUCAAAAUUGUAGUAUAGUACCUAGACUAUCAAUUACCAGGUUCAUUGCAAACCUGGUAUGAGGAAGGGUGUGUCAUUGGUGGCAUUGCUUCCGUAACUAGUGUUACAGCCACUUUCUUCAUACUCCACUAGAUACACUAGCAGUUUACUGGAUUGUUGAGCCCUGCGAUAGGCAUUGAUGGACACGACACUAACUUCAUACAGUCCCUGAGAGAGACCACUGAGCGAGAGGUUAUAGAAGGUAGUUGUAGUUGUAGUCUGGCAGUCAGGACAGUGGAGGGGCCACCGGCAGGUGUGGGAAUGGAGAGAGAGUACCAGAGAUCAGGAUGGGAGUCAGUGAUGUCUAGAGAGAAGGGAGCAGUCCAGGAGAUGAACACCCUGAUUACUGUGGAUGGUUUGUCCUGCACUCAGAGUCAUAACACAUUGAACCAAAGAUUCGUUGUGUUUUCUCUGAGCUGUCAGUCUUCGUGAGUAGAUGGCAAGAUUUGUAUUGCGGCUUGUUGUCAUAGGGGCCUGUGGAUGGUCAAACAAACCCCAGGACUUGUUGUUAAAUUUCCAUCUCAGUGAUCCACCGUGUGUCCCUGAUGCUACCUGGCACUCAAGUGUGACUAAAGAGCCAACAAGUACAUCAACUGUCUGAGGAACCAGCCUCAAAUCUCUCGAGAAAACUCCAAGUUGUCAGGUGAUGGAACUCACUUCUCUGCUACCUCCUCCUUCGUCCUCCUCACCUUCUCCUUCCCAACUAUUGCAAACGAUACUCUUGCUGCAUCUGGAAACCACACCUAUGCAUCAGCUCGUGGGCACGAGAGCUACGAGUUCCUCCGUGACUGCUUCGCCCCAGUAUGGAAGGAGGUAGCAGACUUGCUCUCAGACCCAGUGGUCGAGGUUAACGGGACCCUUUACAGCCUCGACAUCAUCUGUGGCUCAGACUACAAGAUGUAGAAGUCAGAGGCAUAGAGAAGAUCCACCAUGAAGGUACUCUGCGGAGGAGAAAAAGAGAAAGCUAUUGGAUCUUCACACUCAGAACUCUGUCUCCUGUGGGGCUCAACCUAGACGAGUAGGCACCCACAAAUAGAACACCAUCGCAGACAGCCCCCAUCUGCUUGGUAAAAGACAUCUGUCACCUGACAAUGUUAUAAUACAUCAAUAGGCAGCAUCUGCAUGUAUAUUCACUUGCCUGAAGAAGAUCCCUCGGGGAUCGAAAUGUUGCAAGAUGAUACUUUUGGUUUGUCUGCACGCAAAGCCCUUCACCAUUUUUGCGCCAUUUUGCUAUCACCCACAAACCAUGGGUGUGGACCCUAGUCAGUUGUCUCCAUGACUUCUACCAGGGAGCCUCUUUGGUGGUCUGGCUUAAUCAGGUGAGGUCACCCUACCGUUACUCACUUGUCCAUUAUUACACAGCACAUUUUGGGGCACCAUGUCUACACCAACAUAGAUGGUGCUGAUCUCGACAUUGCUACUGUAAGUUAUCGUCAGAACUCGAGACAUUUGCAACCUAUUAUAGGCUGCCACGGAUGUUCGCCGUAUCAAGUGGGGCCAGAAGUGGCUGCCCAGAUACUUUUACCAACACAUCUACAUCCCACUUCUGUACUGCGCUCUGGGACUCAAGGCUUGAAUUCACAUGAGUAAAAAAUGCCAACAUUCGAAUGAACCAACUAUCAAACACUCAGCUGUUUGUGUUCUUUGCCGGCAAAUUGUUCCACUGUACUAACCGCUUUAUCAUCCCCUGGGCUCUUCAUACCCUGGACUAGUGUGGUGAGACAAAGGAUAACUUUAUACUUCAAACUACGGGACAUGCGAACUCAUUGUUUCAGCUGCUGUACAAUAUUGCCAUGGAGUUUGUCUUCAGCUACUGGCUUGCCCUCACUUUCCAAGCCUCUCAUGUUGUCAGUGAGGUUGAGUGGCCUACACCGGAUCCAAAAGAUUUGACGGUCCAUCAGGACUGGCUGAGUUUCGUUGAUCCACGCAGGGCAGAGAUGCAGGUGCCUACCGCACAGGACUACACAGACAGUUGGUUCUGGACUGUGUUCACAGGAGCUCUGAACCACCAGACUGCCCACCACCUGUUCCCUGGGGUCAACCAGGGCCACUACCCCAUCAUAACCUCCAUCCUCCAGCAGACCUGCCAGGAGUUUGGUCUCUCCUAUAUUAUACCACCACAUUGA
Geodia barretti is the source of this 2178-nucleotide messenger RNA. The record is from the annotation of a GenBank genome assembly. Lineage: Eukaryota; Metazoa; Porifera; Demospongiae; Tetractinellida; Geodiidae.